GUUCUUUAGAGGUUAAGCAGCGCGGGAGGGAAGGUAGCAGGCGGCUAACAGAACCAGACCGGGUCCACAUGCAGGAGUCGCUUUGGUCGCGCUCACACAGCUAGUUUAGUGCAGCAGCUCCGGCCCAUGUUCCUGUUGCCAGACGCUGCGUCAUGGCUGGGCUGAUCAACUUUGAGGAUGAGAAGGAGGUGAAGCAGUUCCUGGACAACCUGGGAGUGGAGUACAGUUACCAGUGCUACAAGGAGAAGGACCCUGAAGGGUGCCAAAGGCUGGCAGACUAUUUGGACGGCGUGAAGAAAGACUACGAUUCUGCAGCGCAAGUCCUGAAACACAACUGUGACACAAACGGACACUCGGAGAGCUGCUAUAAACUCGGAGCUUACCAUGUCACCGGCAAAGGUGGAGUGACCGAGUGUCUGAAAACCGCCUACUCCUGCUUCAUGCGCUCCUGCAACGCUGGAGGAAAGAAGUCCAUAGACGCUUGCCAUAAUGUCGGUCUGCUGGCCCACGACGGGCGAGCUCUGGACAGCGACCCCGACGCCACGUUGGCCCGGGAGUACUACGAGAAGGCCUGCGCCGGCGGCUUCGCACCUUCCUGCUUCAACCUCAGCGCCAUGUUCAUCGAGGGCAACGCCAAGGGGCUGCCGCCGAACAUGAGUGAAGCCUUCAAGUACGCCAGCAGGGCUUGCGAGCUCGGACACGUGUGGGGGUGCGCCAAUGCCAGCCGGAUGUGCAAACUCGGGGACGGCACGGAGAAGGAUGAGAAGAAAGCAGAGGAUCUGAAGAACCGAGCGAGGGAGCUGCACGGUUUAGAAAAGGAAAGACAGCUGAAGUUUGGGGAGUGAUUUCAAACACGCUGCUGUCAAAUGAUGGCUUGAUUGUUUUUGUUUUUUUACACUGCCACACAAUGUUUCACUUCAGGCAGUUUUGUUGGAGUAAUUGCCCUUUAGGGAUACCAAUACACUGUUUUUUCAGUGCAUCUGUUUGCCUCACUACAGCCUGUAGAUGGGAAGAUUGUCAGAACUGUGUACAUUUGUGUGAUAUAGAAAAUUGUUGAUGUCCAAACAAUAAAUGAAUAAAAUUAUAUAUUUUUUUCUGUGCUUCUACAAUUUGUAACCUGUAGUUGUUAGAAGUACUGAUAAGGUU
Molecule: messenger RNA, 1146 nt
Organism: Poeciliopsis prolifica (blackstripe livebearer)
Lineage: Eukaryota; Metazoa; Chordata; Actinopteri; Cyprinodontiformes; Poeciliidae
Product: cytochrome c oxidase assembly factor 7
Exons: 3
Coding region: 153-845 (230 amino acids)
Cellular component (GO): mitochondrial intermembrane space
Molecular function (GO): protein binding
Source: RefSeq, a predicted model, not a curated record